ACUUUUUUUUUAUUCCAAGAUCUUGUGAGUUGUGUGCGUAUGCUGAAACAACUUGUGCAGUCAGGCCGCCCGCAGCUUUCCUUCUCAAGGCCACGGCCGCUGCCGACCAUUCCGUCGAUCGUAUUAGCGUGCGUAUUUUUGCGCGGCCUAUUAUCCUUAUUCGAGGGCAUCCUCUUCUUCAUCUUCCUUUCAGUGAUUGUCACUUUCACUAUUUUUUUCGUUGAAGCCCUAAGCUUUGCAGGCGAAGCUUGCGAUUCAGAAACUCUUUUUUUUAAAAAAAAAAAAAAAAAUUUCCAUCCCUCCAGCCAACCGUUUACGAUUACGACCAACUCUCUUGCUGGACCGAAGCGACCAUCCAUCAUCUUGCAUUCACGCAUAGGGUGAAGUUUUGUGAUAUUGCCAGUUGAUUUUGAUGGAAGAAAAUGGAGAUGGGAGAGAUACUGAAUCUUAUGGUGUGUUGUUGUAUUAUAACUACAUUUCCAUACCUGACGCUACUUCCCUAGCCAGAUUCUAUGACACCCAUUGCAGAUCACUUAACCUCUUUGGCCGCAUCCGGGUUGGUCAUGAAGGUGUCAAUGCCACUAUUGGUGGGAAGUUAUCUGCUUUGGAAGAGCACAUAACAGUCAUGAAUUCAAACAGCUUGUUUGAUGGCACUGACUUCAAGCUAGCACCUUGUGGUCAUCCAUCAAAUGAAAAGAUUGCAAGGGAAUGUGGGUUUACCUCUCUCUCUGUUCGAGUUGUCAAGGAGCUGGUAACUUUUAUGUCUGAUCCAUUGUUGAAAUCGCCAGUGAUCUCAAAUGCUGGAAGGCACCUCUCUGCAUCUGAGUUCCAUUAUGUUCUUCAUCAAGCUGCUGAGUGUGCUAAUGAUGCAGGAAAUGCUUUGCAAUGUGAGGCAAGAAUGCAGAAUGAGGACCUUGUAUUGCUUGAUGCAAGGAAUGUGUAUGAGACUAGAAUUGGGAAGUUCAAAAUACUGAAUAUUAAUACCCUCGAUCCAGAAAUAAGGCAGUACAGUGAUUUAGCUUCGUGGAUAGAUAAGCACUCUGAAAGGCUUCGUAACAAGAAUGUUCUGAUGUAUUGCACUGGAGGCAUAAGAUGCGAAAUGGCGUCAGCCUAUAUCAGAUCAAAAGGUGCAGGCUUUGGGAACGUGUUUCAGUUAUUUGGUGGUAUACAGAGAUAUAUGGAGCAAUUUCCUGAUGGUGGUUUCUUUAAAGGAAAAAAUUUUGUCUUUGAUCACAGGAUUUCUGUUGGAAGUCAGGACAAGGAUGUGCUCGGAACCUGUCUUAUAUGUGGUUCUCCCUUUGAUGAUUAUUCAUCUCGUUGUCGGUGUUUCUACUGCAGAAUGUUGGUUUUGGUUUGCUAUAAUUGUCAGGGCAAUUAUAGAGGAAGAUACAUAUGUGAGCUGUGCCAGAAACACGACAAUGUAGAAAAGCCCGUUCCUCUUGUGCAAAAUAGUCAGUUGCAUCAGGAACUCUCACAGGAGUCAUUUGAUGUUACUGAGACUGAAGCAGAAACUUCACAUGAUAGCAGUGCAAAGCCUUGUCGUGAACACUCUACUAUAUCAGUUUUUGAUCGCCGCAGGAAGCUAAGAAUCCUGUGUUUGCAUGGCUUCCGACAGAAUGCUUCAAGUUUUAAGGGAAGAACAUCAUCACUGGCCAAAAAACUCAAGAAUAAUGUCGAGUUCAUCUUCAUUGAUGCUCCUCAUGAAUUACCAUUUAUUUAUCAACCAACUGAACAACAAAUUUCUCCUGUACUCUUGGAGAAGUGCAAGAAAAGAUUUGCAUGGCUCAUUUCUCCUAAUUCAACAUCAUCGGAUGAAAAAGAACAACAGUUUGAUCCUUUUCAGUAUAAAAUGCAAACUGAAGGAUUUGAACUGUCAUAUUCUUACCUACAAGAUGUGGUCUUAAAAAAUGGUCCGUUUGAUGGAAUCCUUGGAUUCUCUCAGGGAGCAGCCAUUGCUGCUUUGUUUCUUGAGCAGCAGCAAAGAAGUGGCCAAGUAUCUGGUCUCCGAUUUGCCGUUCUCUGCUCUGGGUUUUCUACUGUAUCUAGCAAGUCCGUCGGAGGAUUUAUCAAAUGCCCAUCUCUGCAUAUUUUUGGUGAUGGCAGGGGAAGAGAUAGGCAGAUUAACUGUGAAGUUAGCAGGGAUCUUGCUGACUUGUUUGAUAAAAAUAGUUCAGUAACCAUCGAGCAUGAUAUGGGUCAUAUUAUUCCCACUAGAUCACCUUAUAUUGAUCAAAUAAAGGCAUUUCUUCUGUCUUUCCUCUGAUUUAUUGUUGAAAUAUACUAAUCCUGUGUAAUUUUAGUCUUAUUUUGUUUUGCUUGGAGAAGGAAAUCAAGCAUUCUAAGGUGUAAUGCUAAAUUUCCAAGCUUUAGCAAUGCUUCUUGUAAGUAUAAUCUGCUGCAAAAUUGAUGCGAGUUAAAGAAGUUACAGUUAUAUAUGUUUUGUAUGAAUUUCUUUAUUUUUUUUA
This is a messenger RNA of Dendrobium catenatum, 2465 nucleotides long. Its product is annotated as rhodanese-like domain-containing protein 6. The transcript has 10 exons. The record is from RefSeq and is a predicted model, not a curated record. Bases 413 to 2263 code for a protein of 616 amino acids. Lineage: Eukaryota; Viridiplantae; Streptophyta; Magnoliopsida; Asparagales; Orchidaceae.